This is a messenger RNA of Diatraea saccharalis (sugarcane borer), 1410 nucleotides long. NCBI's taxonomy places the organism in Eukaryota, Metazoa, Arthropoda, Insecta, Lepidoptera, Crambidae. The record is from the annotation of a GenBank genome assembly.
AUGUCUCAAGCCCCUGGCGGCAAGAAACCGGGCAAAGGCCCGCCGAAGAAGGCUCCCGUCGUCGAUGAAGAUAAAAAUGCACCAGCAAAAACUGAAGAGAAAGACGAGACUGCUUCCAAUAAUGGGGAGAAGAAGGAAACUAAGGAUGCCAAGGAAACAGGUGGGGCGGACGUCCCGAAGCCACCCAGCGCUGGGGUCAACAUGCGAGAGGUGGCCUCGAAGGUCCUCAUGCUGGCACAGAAAGGGGAAUGGCCGGCUGUGGAACAGACCCUCAAGGCGUUGGAGAAGCUGGUGGCGGCCGGUGGAGAUGAUGCCGUCACCGUACCAAUGGCGGGGAUCUUGGAUCCGGGCGACAAAGAUAGGGCUGGCAAAAUUGAUAUACUGGUAGAUUAUAUGGAGUUGAUAACUGUUACUAUAAAAGGCGAAGUAAAAUUAUUCUACCCCGGGGCAGCUAAAGAACUAGAUCUAGCCUGUGUCCAAAGUAAUAGAGCAUGCUUUUCAUACUUUUAACAACAGUUAGGUAUCUUUUAGGAUACUGGGCGAAGGGCGAGGGAUAUGGUCCUUUUCAAGACUCAUACCAUGCAUCCGUACAUUGCCUCGUAGAGAGAAUAUAGGUAGUUUUUAGUGGGUAUGGUCCUUAUAUUUGAAUCGCCCCAUUCUAAUGUGGGUUCGCGGGAGAUAAUCGUACAUAAAUUUGGUUAUCCGCGCUGGUGACCAAGUGUAUGUGGUAACACAUUUCCAUCAUUUAAAAAAGGUGCCUUUGAAGUCAACUGUUUCUUAUAUUUUUAUUACGUACUUGAGUAGUCUAUGAGCGUUGAGUAAAGCCGAGUAAAAAAGAGGCAAAGGAGACGUGCGAAACGAAUUUUUUACUUCUUAUAUGAAUAGACAUAUGACAGGAAGAUGACAGGUCAUAUAAAAUUGCUGAAGAUUUUGUAUGUAAUGGUGUGCGUAGGUUUAUAUGUUUUUAUACAAAUAAUUAUAAAAUUAUUAUAUUAGAUCAAUGUUGCAUUCACAAUGCUAUACUGGAAAAUAUUCUUUAUGAAAAAUGCUUAAAAAACGAAUCUUUAUCGAAAGUUUAAAUAUUUGUAAAUAUAUUUCUUCUAAUUUAUUGCCUGGCUGUUUGGGUUGAUUGCCUGAAAAUUGGUGAAAAUACGCUCUGUAGUAGCGAAAAGUAACAAGUGCUUGAAAAAUUAGUCAGUCCUCUUAAGUCCUGGGUAACUCAGUGGUUAGAGCAUUCGCCCGGAUUACGAAAAAUCAUGGUUUCGAGUCCCAUCUCAGAAUGUCAGAGACAAAGUGGAUUUAAGCAUUGUUCAGGAAUAAUUAUAAAAUUUUAUAAAUUCAAUUUUAUUCCGAUAUCCAAAUAAUAAUUUUGAAAGAACAUUUCAAAAUGUUUUUAAACAGGUGCUUUAG